AGAGGGUGGAAACCCCACCAGCCGAGUCUGCAGGAAAAACUAAAUGAAGUCUGCCUAUCUCCGGGCCGGAGCCCCUCCCCUCGGGCCCGCCGCACGAGAGUGACACAGGUGCCACUUCCUCCCGGCUGUGGAGGGUCGGAGCGGGCGACCGCGACCCUCGCCACCGUCCCGCCGGUUCCCGCGGCCUCUCUCCGGGCCGCGCCCCGCACCGGCCGGCGAUGAGCAGCCACCAGGUCACGCCGCCGCCCCGCCACGGCUCUCCUGCCCCGUUCACAGAGCCCAACCCCGGGCUAGCCUCCAGUGAGACGGACAUCGCCAUCAUUGCAGGAGUGAUCGCGGCCGUGGCCUUCGUGCUGAUCUGCCUCCUCCUCCUCAUGCUGCACUACCUGUACCGGCACCAGGGCACCUACCACACCAACGAGGCCAAGGGCACCGAGUUUGCCGAGAGCGCAGACGCGGCCCUGCAGGACGACCCCUCCCUCCAGGACCACGGUGACAGCAGCAAGAAGGAGUACUUCAUCUGAGGGACUUGACCAGGACUCACAUCCCCCGGUGUCUCCUCCUCCUCCGACCCCAUCACCCGCCCCACCUUCAGCACCAGGCAGCCCGCGGGCACCCACCGCACCCCGAGACAUGCACCUCGCCUGGGACAUCGGGUGCCACCCAGGGGGUUGGGGAGGGAGGGAGGGAAGGAGGAAUGAGCCGGAAGGGCCUCUUCCGGGAACCCAAGGAUGUUCUGGCCACCCUGGACGCCAGUCCUGGCUCUGCGGGGGGAGGAGGUCUGGGUCCUCCCAGGCAGCACAUGUGGUCACCUGCAUGUGUGAAAGUCCUCGCUGGGUGUGAGCUGUGGGGGGGCCAAGGGGCAGGGGGGUGAGGAAGUGAGUCAUCAGGACGCCAACUGGGGAUAAUUGCAUCAAGUGUCCAUCCUUGUCAUCUGGGAGACAGCAGGUGCUGGAGCUAAAAGGCACCUUUGUCUCCCCCUGAUGGGACUCUGAGUGAUUGGAAAUAAAUCUGAAAUGUAAUGGA
Camelus dromedarius (Arabian camel) is the source of this 1026-nucleotide messenger RNA. RefSeq names its product glycophorin C (Gerbich blood group) (gene GYPC). Bases 219 to 524 code for a protein of 101 amino acids. The record is from RefSeq and is a predicted model, not a curated record. NCBI's taxonomy places the organism in Eukaryota, Metazoa, Chordata, Mammalia, Artiodactyla, Camelidae. The transcript is spliced from 3 exons. Gene Ontology annotation, cellular component: cortical cytoskeleton; membrane.